Engraulis encrasicolus (European anchovy) is the source of this 1881-nucleotide messenger RNA. It is a transcript of the gene nprl2, whose product is annotated as NPR2 like, GATOR1 complex subunit. The record is from RefSeq and is a predicted model, not a curated record. Gene Ontology annotation, biological process: cellular response to amino acid starvation; positive regulation of autophagy; negative regulation of TORC1 signaling. Gene Ontology annotation, molecular function: GTPase activator activity. Bases 7 to 1146 code for a protein of 379 amino acids. The transcript is spliced from 11 exons. Lineage: Eukaryota; Metazoa; Chordata; Actinopteri; Clupeiformes; Engraulidae. Gene Ontology annotation, cellular component: vacuolar membrane; GATOR1 complex.
GCGAACAUGGGUACGAAAAACAGAAUUGAGUGCAUCUUUUUCAGUGAAUUUCAUCCAACUUUGGGACCAAAGAUUACUUACCAGGUGCCAGAGGAGUAUAUCUCCAGAGAGCUAUUUGAUACUGUGCAAGUAUACAUCAUCACCAAACCAGAGCUGCAAAAUAAACUGAUUACAGUCACUGCAAUGGGAAAGAAACUAAUUGGAUGCCCUGUUUGUAUCGAGCACAAGAAAUACAGCCGCAAUGCUCUUCUCUUCAACCUUGGUCUUGUGUGUGAUGCCCAGACAAAGACAUGCGCUUUGGAGCCCAUCGUGAAAAAGUUGUCAGGAUACCUCACUACAUUGGAGUUGGAAAGUGGAUUCAUAUCAAACGAGGAGAGCAAGCAGAAGUUGUUGCCCAUCAUGUCAACACUUCUGGAGGACCUCAACGCUACUGGAGCAUGCACUCUUCCUAUUGAUGAGUCAAAUACCAUUCACCUCAAGCUCAUCGAACUGAGAAAGGAUCCCAUCAUUGUUCAGGAAUAUGAUGUUCCAGUGUUCUCUCAAAAUAAAGAUCAUUUUAUCAGGACACAAUGGGACCUCACCACACAGCAGAUCCUGCCUUACAUUGAUGGAUACCGACACAUCCAGAAGAUCUCAGCAGAGGCUGACGUGGAACUCAACCUGGUGCGGAUCGCCGUCCAGAAUUUGCUGUACUACGAUGUUGUCACACUAGUAUCAAUAUUUCAGUACUCCAAUGUUUACUGCGCAACCCCAAAUGUCCAGACACUUAUUGACGACAAGUCACUUCAGGAGGAGUGCCUGCAUUACGUCAGCAAACCAGGACAUCGGGCAAGUCUGAGGGAUGUGUUUCAGCUCUACUGUGGUCUGACUCCAGGCACCACGGUGCGAGACCUCUGCUCACGGUACUCUGUUCAACUUCAAAAGGUUGACGAAAGGAAGCUUAUUCAGUUUGGGCUGACGAAAGAUUUGAUUCGCCGGCUGCAGAAGUAUCCAGUCAAAGUGAUCAGAGAUGAGCGCAGUCGACCACCACGCCUCUACACGGGCUGCCACAGCUACGACGAGAUUUGCUGCAAAACUGGAAUGAGCUACAGGGAGCUGGAUGAGCGGCUAGAGAAUGAUCCAAACAUCAUCAUCUGCUGGAAAUGAGCACUGAUGGGAUAGGAUGCGAUGGGGUGUGUUUACCCAUGAUGGGCCAUCUUGCUGCUCCGAAAUGGCAACAGUUCAUUUCGUGUCGGUGUCAUGGCUAGUGCGACUUGAGUCUACCACAGAACUCUUGAUGGUGCUGUACCCACUGCAGGACUAUAGAGAAGAGAGACGUUGAACUACAUACAAAUGGCCACACUAACUCUUCCAUGUUGACUUUGCUUGUCUUGUAUGCUCGUGUGGUUGACCACCAGUAAAUGCUGAGGUUCAAACCUGAAAACAUGUAUACAGGCAUACUAACAAACACACACAGAAACACAAGCGAACGAUUUUAGUGUGGUAUCAUCAAAUCAUGGAGCAAAUGUUGGCCGAAAGGGCAAAAGGCAAAAGUUGCCAAGGCAACAACAUUUACGAUUUUUCAGGUAAAAAUGCAAUAUUGUAUUUAAAAGUUUGGCGGAAAAUCUCACUCUUCUGAUGCACACAAUGUCAGAUUUCCACUUCUCAGACAUUAUAGAACAGGAUACAGAUUCCAUGGAAUUACGCAUGUGUGUAACAAGUGUCUGCUAUAAUUCAAGGAAUGUUUAAAGAUUAAAACAAUUUAAUGUGUUUUAUUAUUGAUUUGUAAAUUUUAGAGCAAUGAGUUGAAUGUAAGCAGGUGUCAAUGGAGAUUCACACACACACACACACACACACAUACGCGCGCAUGUGCACACACCUCUGUUGGUCAACAUUUAACAU